GCCGUUUACUGCGCCUUGAUUAAACGCAGAAAAAAACUUAGUCGUCAAAAGAAAAAUGCCGCUGCCAAGAAGGAACGUAAUGAUAAAGGUAUUUUAAUAAUAAUUCAUGGUGAUAGAAUCAUCUUAUAACUUUCUUCAGAUGUGUUGGUUUCUUGCGUUGACAGUGGAAUUCGCGUAUUUUCUUUUAAAAAUCUAAUAUACGACAUAAAAUGUUCGAAAUGAACACGGCGGAACCCAUGCAAGUGGAUGUUCCAUUAGAAGAUAACGAAAACAAUGAAACAGAAUGCUACGUCGUUGAAAAUCCUACUUUAGAUCUAGAGACAUAUGCAGCCUCAUAUACUGGCUUUGCCAAGUUGUACAGAUUAAUGUUUGUGGCAGACCAUUGUCCACCUUUAAGAUUGGAAGCUCUUAAAAUGGCAAUAUCACAUGUUAUGACUACAUAUAAUGUAAGCUUGUACCAAACUCUUCAUAAAAAACUUGCUGAGGCAGUAGCAUCUGCAGGUCUACCUGAUGUUGCUGUUCAAAUGGGAUCACAAGAUAUCCCAGUACUUGAUACUAUGUGGGUUGAAUCUAAAACUAAAAAAGCAGCCAUUAAGCUUGAAAAAUUGGACACAGACCUCAAAAAUUAUAAAACAAAUUCAAUAAAAGAGAGUAUUCGAAGAGGACAUGAUGAUUUAGGAGAUCAUUAUCUUGAUUGUGGUGACCUAACUAGUGCUUUAAAGUGCUACUCAAGAGCCAGGGAUUAUUGUACUAGUGGAAAACACAUUAUAAUGAUGUGCCUCAAUGUAGUUAAAGUGUCAGUAUACUUGCAAAAUUGGGCACAUGUUCUUAAUUAUGUAUCCAAAGCGGAAGGAACACCAGAUUUUAAUGAAGUGCCAGGGAAAGACACAAACCAGUCUAUUCUAACUCGUUUAAAAUGUGCUGCCGGCUUAGCUGAAUUAGCUACAAAAAAGUAUAAGUCUGCUGCUAAGCACUUCUUAGCAGCCAGUAUUGACCAUUGUGAUUAUUCAGAGCUAUUGAGUAGCAACAAUGUUGCUGUUUAUGGGGGACUAUGUGCUCUGGCAACUUUUGAUCGUUCAGAGUUACAAAAGCAAGUCAUAGUUAGCAGUUCUUUUAAAUUAUUCUUAGAACUAGAGCCGCAGUUACGUGACAUAAUAUUUAAAUUUUAUGAAUCUAAAUAUGCAUCCUGCCUAAGGUUACUGGAUGAAAUAAGAGACAAUCUCCUAUUAGAUAUGUAUUUAGCUCCUCACUUAAAUUCCCUUUACAUGCAAAUACGUAACAGAGCAUUGAUUCAGUACUUCAGUCCAUACCUCUCAGCAGAUAUGCGUUUAAUGGCUGCUGCUUUUAAUCGCACUGUUAAUGCUCUAGAAGAUGAACUGAUGCAAUUAAUACUCGAUGGGCAAAUUCAAGCUCGCAUAGAUUCUCAUAAUAAAAUCCUGUAUGCUAAAGAUGUGGAUCAGAGGAGCACUACCUUUGAAAGAAGUCUCUCCAUGGGAAAAGAGUAUCAGCGACGGACAUCCAUGCUGAUCCUACGUGCUGCUAUGCUCAAAAAUCAAAUUCAUGUUAAGAACACUGGCCGUGAUACUGGACCCCAAAUUGGUGAAGCACCUGGCUCCAGCACCAGUCUCACUCCUCGUACCUUUGAUACUGUACCCUUGUGAUGAAUUUAUUCUAUAAGAUAGCCAACACUUCAUUACUUUUACAUGACAAUUUAGAUUACACUGCCACAGCUUGUAAAAUUCAUUUCACAAUCGAACUAAAUGCCUACCCAGUUUGUUUUAAAUAAUCCUGAAUUAGAAUGUAUUACAGUCUAAUAAUAAUAAAUUGUCAUGUGAAAAUGUUCUCCAGUUAAAAACAGCAUACAUGUCUGAUUAACACGCUUUUAUUUUCAAUUUAUUUUGUUGUGCAAAAAACACCCAUGUGGGUAUAGCAAUGUCAUUGCAUAUUAACAUCAUAAGAAAAAUGUUAAUCAGCAAUCACAAAUAUGAACAGCUGGUGCAAGCAUUACUUCUUAAUAUUGUUUAUACUGAAUUAUUCUAUGUAACCACAAAAUAUUAUGUCUACGUAAUUUUUAAUUAAAAAGUAAAGGCAUA
This is a messenger RNA of Galleria mellonella (greater wax moth), 2093 nucleotides long. It is a transcript of the gene CSN1b, whose product is annotated as COP9 signalosome complex subunit 1. The transcript has 4 exons. Bases 210 to 1661 code for a protein of 483 amino acids. NCBI's taxonomy places the organism in Eukaryota, Metazoa, Arthropoda, Insecta, Lepidoptera, Pyralidae. Gene Ontology annotation, cellular component: COP9 signalosome. The record is from RefSeq and is a predicted model, not a curated record.